Molecule: messenger RNA, 591 nt
Organism: Metopolophium dirhodum (rose-grain aphid)
Lineage: Eukaryota; Metazoa; Arthropoda; Insecta; Hemiptera; Aphididae
Exons: 4
Coding region: 70-477 (135 amino acids)
Source: RefSeq, a predicted model, not a curated record
AUUAGAGUGAUCAGAAAUUUAAAUGACCGAUUUUGGAUAUUUCUGUAUACACUGAUUUAGUAAUCGAAAAUGAAUCCCAUGUUAUUUGGUGAAAGUAGCAAUGAAACCGAGAUAGAAAAUAAGAAUAUUGAUGACCAAAGUCAACGUAUACUUUGUAAACAAAUAGUUAAAGUAUGUCUUUAUAUUUUGUGGGUUCACACAAAUUAUUAUUUUACGCAAAGUCCUGUUCAACGUUUUCAUAGUCCUAAAGGAUUAAACAUAUCAAGAAGUCCAAACGAUGAUGAUGAUGAUGAUGGAGUAACAUCUUAUGAAUUAAAAGAAUUAAGACAGGAAUUGGUGAAAGUGUUUAAUAAAGCAUUUCUUGAAAAACUUUAUGCAACAAAUGAAGAAAAACCUGAUGAUAGUUUUAUACAUUACAUGAUUCACAAGAUCAAAAAAUUCUUACAAUUUGUUGAUUCUAAAAGAUUAAGUAGUUAAAAUGAAGUAUUUGUAUUUUGUUUUUAUUUUAUUUUUUGUACAUUUAUAUAAAUUGUGUACUUGUGACUUGUAUUUUAUACUAACCUAAUUAUUAUUAUCAUCUAUAUUAUAUGA